UUUUGGUCCAGGUUAGGUUUUGUCACUGACUUAACUUUGGACUUUGUGGGACUGCAUGUUGUGUUGAAGGAGGGUUUGACCAGCUGAACAAUGGGGCAGCAACAGUCAAGAGGAGGCUGACCCGUAGCGGCGCACGGAAACGCACACUGCUCCUAAAGGGCAAAGGCCAGCUGCGGGAAGGUCCAGAUGUGCGCCUUGACCGCCCCCCAACCACCCACCCACCCGGUACCCCACUCCAACUCUCACACAACCAGACGAUCACAUUUUUCUUUUUCCUUGUAUUGUCAGGCGGCGGAGGGGGUUUGUUUUAUUCUGAAAAUGCGACACACAUACCUGCCACUGAAACAGCGACAGCCCAAAAGAGCCGCGGGCGCUACAAUGCUAAUGUUGUCGGGGGCUUUGACUUCUCCCAGCCAUUGCAAAGACGCCGCUCCGUGUGACAGCCACGGCAGCCCCGCUCUUCCCCCGGUGCUCGCUAUAUAUCCAUCUCCACCGCAUUUUGGCAGGUGUGUUGGAAAGAAGAAGAAGAAGAGGAGGAAGAAAAGAAAGAAAGAAAGAAAGAAAAAGCCCGACCGCGUCCUAUCUGUUAACCUUAAACCCCUCCGCGCGGUUAAAUGGACGAGACGGAUAUCAUGGACUUAACGCAUCAGAAGGCGAGAAAGCGACCGCGUCCAAUCAGUUCCGUGGAUGAGUCCGUGCACGCUUCCCUCAAACGGCUCCCGAUCCGAGCGUCGGAGUGCAGGGAGCCCUCACUCAUGUUCGCAGUCAGAGGAGAGCCUGCUCCCGCAGCGUCUCUCAAGCAAAAUGACCACUCGGUGACUUCAUCUCCAACCACAGUGAUGCCGGCGCAGGAUAAUCGCUCCAGCAUGUCCAGGCCCAUGAUCACACGGUCGCCAGUGUCUCCCUUGAGUAACCAGGGCAUCCCCACACCUGCGCAGCUCACCAAGUCCAACGCCCCUGUGCACAUCGACGUGGGAGGACACAUGUACACCAGCAGCCUGGCCACCUUAACAAAAUUCCCAGAAUCCCGAAUUGGUCGCCUCUUUGAUGGCACAGAGCCCAUAGUCCUGGACAGCCUGAAGCAGCACUACUUCAUUGACAGGGAUGGACACAUGUUCCGCUACAUCCUCAACUUCCUCAGGACGUCCAAGCUCCUCAUCCCAGAUGACUUCAAAGACUACAGUCUGCUGUACGAGGAGGCGCGGUACUUCCAGCUGCAGCCCAUGCUUGCCGAGCUGGAGCGCUGGCGCCAGGACCAGGAGCUGGGCCGGGUGUCGCGCCCCUGCGAGUGCCUGGUGGUGCGCGUCGCCCCCGACCUGGGUGAGAGGAUCACGCUCAGCGGGGACAAGGCCCUGAUCGAAGACGUGUUUCCAGAGAUCGGCGACGUCAUGUGCAACUCGGUCAACGCCGGCUGGAACCAUGACUCCACGCAUGUCAUCCGCUUCCCGCUCAAUGGGUACUGCCACCUCAACUCUGUCCAGGUUCUAGAGCGUCUCCAACAACGUGGCUUUGAGAUUGCCGGCUCCUGCGGUGGAGGCGUGGACUCCUCCCAAUUCAGUGAGUACGUCCUGAGGAGGGAACUGAGGAGGACAGGUCAGCGAGGACCCAAUUCAAACAGGAUAAAGCAAGAGCAGCUGGACUAGAAUCCUCCCGAGCAGUAGGAGGUGCUAGACUUUCCUGUGGCAGCAAAAACGCUCGAUGCUACAGAGCUCUGUGGACUCUGGUUUUCUUCGUUUCCUUGUUGAUGUUUUUGUUUUCUUAAACUUGAGAACCAUCUAGAGAAUUAAAAAAAAGGAGAUUUUUGCCAUAAGAAGAUACAAGACAUUUGAUAAGUUUGAGAUUGCAAGGACAUUUGUGAUUGUCUAGCCCCCAUAAAACAAUUUAAAAAGGAUUUAUAUACGCUGGAUCCCCAAACAAAGUUUGUUUUAAAACUUGGAGCCUACAUUAGGUUGAAUAUGAUUUCUAUUAUUCCCAUAUAAAUUAAAAAGGCUUUUAUCGCUUAUGUAGUACGUUGCAUAGCUUGUCACCAGUGACUUGAUUUUGUUGUCUCACUGGCAAAUUGGCUAAGUCUGUUUUUAUCCCUCGCUGUAAAAAGGUCACUAAUGUGUUGCUUACAGUACAGAAUGUCUCAGUUGUCAUAAACAGUUAGUUUCAAAAAGCAUCUUUUUUCACAAUUAACAUGAUGUUGAAUAUUGUGAUACAAAUGAAGUGGGGUUUUUUUUGUUUGUUUGUUUUUACUUUAAUGGAAGUUAUUUUAUUGGAUUAUGCCAUAAAAUAUAGUUGACAUAAGUAUCAUCAAAAUUUAACAUCAAAGACCAUUCUAUACACAAUAAAGAAAAUAAUUUAGUAAAUUAUUAUGUCACACCAUUUGCCUCAUUGGGGAGUAUGAACUACUAACCCCCAUGUGCUACCUUGGGAAUUAUUUAAUUGGUUCAUUAUAUUCCUCUGAGUGAUGACCUGUAAAUUUUUCAUUGUAUAUGUGUUUGUGUUUUUUACAUCAAAUCUUUUUAAAGCAAAUUUGUUGCCUCAGACAUGACUGAACAGAUUAAAAGCUUAUUGUACCACCCACUCCAAGAUCACUUUUACUUGUAGCACAUAUUGAUAUGAAGUUGGAUAUAAAGUAUUUCUAAGAUGACUGACCCACCUACGCUCCCUAGAUUUGAGUAAAGAGGAAUGUAGCAAAAAAUGUGAAAUAAAUCUCAACUAAAGUUGU
This is a messenger RNA of Lates calcarifer (barramundi perch), 2713 nucleotides long. Its product is annotated as BTB/POZ domain-containing protein KCTD1. The transcript is spliced from 5 exons. Gene Ontology annotation, molecular function: transcription factor binding; transcription corepressor activity. Bases 615 to 1643 code for a protein of 342 amino acids. Lineage: Eukaryota; Metazoa; Chordata; Actinopteri; Centropomidae. The record is from RefSeq and is a predicted model, not a curated record. Gene Ontology annotation, cellular component: nucleus. Gene Ontology annotation, biological process: negative regulation of DNA-templated transcription; protein homooligomerization.